Dunckerocampus dactyliophorus (ringed pipefish) is the source of this 4795-nucleotide messenger RNA. RefSeq names its product fibroblast growth factor 14 (gene fgf14). Gene Ontology annotation, cellular component: cytoplasm. Lineage: Eukaryota; Metazoa; Chordata; Actinopteri; Syngnathiformes; Syngnathidae. The transcript is spliced from 6 exons. The record is from RefSeq and is a predicted model, not a curated record. The coding region runs from base 478 to 1245 and encodes 255 amino acids. Gene Ontology annotation, molecular function: fibroblast growth factor receptor binding; growth factor activity. Gene Ontology annotation, biological process: cell differentiation; positive regulation of protein phosphorylation; regulation of cell migration.
CUCUCCACCUCACGUGAACGCGCCUCGGCUGACAGGAGGAGGGAGGAAGAGGAGGAGGAGGAGAAGAAGCCCCUCUGGUGAAAAGGAGGGAAAAGGAGUGCAUUUGUCUUCCGGCACGCUGCAAGCUGCUACGUUUUUUUUGUGAUAUUGUUACUGUUUUUUUGGGAGGGGGCAUUGGAGAGCAUCAGUCUAGUCUGGAGGAGGACGGAGAGGAAGGGUCCGGUUCUUCUUCAAGACUCUUAUGCAUGCAUGCGGAAUUACGCGCAAGAGUCCCUGGAUGCUUUUAUCAUGUAGUGGGGAUUCCUUGUCUUUGUGAGUUAUCAUAAAAAGACAUUUGGACACUAGUGGACUGGACGGGUCAAGUCGCCACCAUGCAGGGACCGUGACCCAGUGGCCGUUUCGUGCGCACGCCCUCCAAGAAAACGGGGGGAGGGGGUGUGGGGCUGCUGGUGCUGGUGGUGAUAUUUGGUGGGAGCCAUGGCCGCUGCCAUCGCGAGCGGGCUGAUCCGGCAGAAGAGGCAGGCGAGGGAGCAGCACCUGGACCGGCCGUCGACUAAUCGGCGCCGGAAGAGCCCCAACAAGAACAAGGGGCUGUGCAACGGCAACCUGGUGGACAUCUUCUCCAAAGUGCGCAUAUUUGGUCUCAGGAAGCGCAGGCUACGGAGACAAGAUCCCCAGCUCAAGGGUAUAGUGACCAGGUUAUAUUGCAGACAGGGAUACUACUUGCAAAUUAAUCCCGAUGGCUCUCUUGAUGGCACCAAGGAUGACAGCAGUAAUUCCUCUUUGUUCAACCUUAUUCCCGUGGGCCUCCGCGUCGUCGCCAUUCAGUCUGUGAAGACGGGCUUGUACAUCGCCAUGAACGGGGAGGGUCAUCUCUACACAUCCGAGCUCUUUACGGCCGAGUGCAAAUUCAAAGAGUCGGUGUUUGAGAACUACUACGUCAUCUACUCAUCCAUGUUGUACCGACAGCAGGAGUCAGGCCGGGCCUGGUUCCUGGGUCUCAACAAAGAGGGUCAAGCCAUGAAGGGGAACCGAGUGAAGAAAACCAAACCAGCCGCUCACUUCCUGCCCAAGCCAUUAGAAGUCGCCAUGUACCGAGAGCCAUCGCUGCACGACGUGGGGGAGACGGUGCCCAAGGCGGCCGUGCCUCCCAGUAAAAGCACAAGCGAGCCCGUGGUGAUGAACGGAGCCGUGAAUGCUCAAAUGGGACAAUGGCAACCAACUGACAGUAGGGACAAGAGCUGAGCUGAGAGGCACAGUGCAGUGGAAAAGGGAAAGCUGGUGCUCACCUGUGCAUACCAGAUCGUCGUGUUUGUCACACUCUCUGUCGUCACACUCACAGUACUCCCCGGAUACCCACCAGUCUUUGGGGGAGCAGAUACACUGCCCACAGUGACAGGAACCUGCAAUACAGUUAUUCAUUAUCAUUUCAUUUCAUGUAUUUGCAGUAGUUAUUCUAGUCUUAUUAUUUAUUUAUUUUAUUGAUUUUAAUUUUUGGAUCCGUGUUACAUUUUUUUUUUCUUACCUUUGCCACUGCACAGGACGCCGUCCGACGUCUCGCACAGCUCCUUGCUCUGGGCGUCGCUAAUGUCACAUGACCUGGGGAAGCGACACAGCUUGCCGAACCAGCCCUCCUGGCAGAUGCAGCGUCCGCACGAACAGUAGCCGUGACCUGGCAGCGGAGGGCAGAAACGGCAAAAAAAGGUCAUAGAUGUACAACACUUUAGACUUCAGCUCAGUGAGCAUCACAAAAAAUUUAGCUCAACAAGUGGAUUUUGAUUUUUCUUUAGCUUUUUUGUGUGUUUUGGUUUUUCACGCCACCACAGAAGGUUCUUCAUAGUUUAGGGUCAGUAUUUCACCGCCUUUUGCCUGUGGACACAUACACGAUAUCGUUGUACGUGUGUACCUCCGCAGACCUCUCCAGAGAGGUCUUCACACUGGCGGUCGUCACACUCGCAGUUCUUGCCAUGAACUCGACUGUCCCCAGGUGGGUGACAGGUACACUGUCCACACUGGCACUGACCUACAAAGACACAGGGACAAGGUGUUCUCGUAUCUUGGUCGUCUUUGUAUUUAAAAAGGCAUUACAUUUCAGCUUGUUUUCUAUUUCUGUUGGUCAUUUUUCUCACCAAAAAAUAAUACAAGUAGAAAUCAUCUGUUCCAGGAUCAAACUGUGGGCACAUAAAGCGUUUGUCAACUAUGCAGGCAAUGGUUUGAUUCAGGGGGGUCUGAUUCAAUUAUCAACCUCAGCAGUCAUGAAAAUGUCAUGUGAUCAAGAUUGUGACUACAAGAGGGUGCCCAUGGCUGCUGCUGAUGAUACAUUUUGUUGUGCAUAGCCUAUUUUGACACAAAAUCAGCCUAAUUUGCCAAUGAAAACGACGUGCGUGUUUAACAGAAGACCUAUACUUGCAAGGCAUGAAUAAAAUCGCCUGCUGAAUCCGAAGGUGCUGAGGUGAGCACGAGGGCGACCGUCAACAUCAACAGACUUAUUGGCUCAUAAUGGCUACUAAAUAAACAUCCAAAAUGUGGAAGUAUGAUGAAAAGGUUAAAGACGACCCCAAGAAAGUAAAGUGCAACUUGUGUCAGCAGCUUCUUACGCGUGACAACCACCAGCAGCGCGUCAUUUCAAACGGGUAAGGCUGUUACGCCAACUUCAAUUUAUAUCCCGAUUGUGGAUUUUAAUCGAAUAAAUUAGGCUGCUAACUGAGAGUUUUGGUAAGUUGUCUUUUUUUCAUGUCGUUCCUAUUCUGUGUGAAAUGUCCGCUUGCUGACGGCGACCUUGUUUUGGUUUUGUCCAUCUUGCUCUCUGAUUUACUAACUAAAUGAAGGCAUUGAGGUGGAGAAAGGCCCAAAUGAGAUCUGUUUAUUUGUAGGGAGGCCCAUUAGCUGUCCUCUAAAACAACAACAAUAACAUUCAAUGAGAUUUGUCAACUAUGGACAAAACCUGACAAAGUUUCACGAUGGAAAUCCUUUGUGGAAGACAGCCCUAUAAUAUGAUAUACCAUACAACAGAAUAAAUGCUUCUGGUAACAAUGCGCGUGCUUUUUUGAACAUUCUUAAUUGUCAUGCAAGUGUAAAAGGAAGUUAACUACUGUCAAAUGAAUGAAACACUACAUAUACUCCAAGCAUAAAAGAAAGCAUGUAGCUUGUGACCCACAUUAGACUUCUUCAAAAUACAGUCAAACCUGUCUUAGCGGCCACCUUUAUAGAACGGCCACCUGCCUAUAGCAGCCACUGAAAAAUACCCCGCAGCAAAUUUACAUGUUAUAGACCCUGUGUAUAGCAGUCACCUGUCUAACGCAGCCAGCGGCCACCCAUUUUGUCUCCCUUGGUCAAUAUCUGACUACAUAUAGCGGCCAAAUUACCAACUCAAGUAGAAGCUUCAUGCACGAAAAAGUUUCGUUUUUCAAUCAAUGAAGCCGUCGUGUGUAGACUUUAAUUACUGAGUCCUAGCUCAGUCACAAUCAUUCACAAGAGACACAGAAACUGUCAGUUGUUCCACAUAAAAAAGCCGUCUUCUUUUGAGCUCGCUAUUUCCUGGUCAAACAUGUAACUUUAAGAGCAUUUGCACCAAAACAUUACCGCAAAUUAGGCUGGGAACAGGAUGUGCUCCCAGCGACGCUACAAUAAAAAAAAAAAACAACAUAUGCUAGCAUGCAUGCGGCAGCGGGAGCAAAACUGAGUUCGGUUGUACUUAAUUGAAGUAUUUUAGAAUGUACUCACGUUAUUUUUCAUCAAUCCUCAUCCACAAAUCCAUCAAAGUCCUCAUCUUCUGUAUUCGACACAAAACAAAGCCGUCUUCUUUUCCGUUCGCUACUAGUCUGUUAACUUGUCAGUGUUAUUCAGCUCCGAAGCAAAGAAGGAAACUUCUCCAACUUUAUUUAUUGAACGCGGCCACCAGACAGCAGCUCAAAACACACACACAUCUCUCAACAUCGUCUGUCCUUCCUGCUUGCCCACAAGGCAAAGGUUAAACAAGCCCCACUACAUAGCUGUCCAGCCAAUGCCUGUAAGAAAUGACACCGUUUAUUUCCUGGUGUGCACUGGUCAAUACUGUAAUGCUGCUUGUUGUGGGGAAGGAGAGACUCACGUCGCCGAUGCACUUUAAUGGCUUUAUUAACAGCGGAGAACAUUGCAGGACUUUACAUCCACGCCAACAUAAACACACUUCCCAACUCUCUCCAAACUCACAGCUAACACUGAGCCUAGCUCUCCUGCUCGGGACGCCCACCGUCACUUCCUGAUGAACUAAAACUAUAAUGACAACUCUGCCGUAUAAAAAGUAAAAUAUAAAAAACAAGCGUAAGACAUUACUAGCACAGCUUUGUUCUGUGGGUCGUGGAUAUAUUCUAUCAGUUACUAUUAAGCCUCUAGCUUCCUUUUAGUAAGUAAAAACCUUGGCUAUGAUUGCACUACAUUGUCAUGUAGACCUACAAAGUACACUUGGAAGAACAAGAGGUGAAUAAAUGUAUUGCAACUGAUGUGAAACUGAUGAGGGGUAGGAUUAAAUAAGCUUUGCUUCUUCCUACUCCUUUUUGGACAUGCAAAAUUGUGAAUUGUACAAUGUGAUGUGCUACUGUUUGACUCAUAUGCAUGUUCAGGAUGAAUUAAAACCAUGAACCAUGAACAAUGAUAAUAACAAGCCUCGUAGUGCUGUACAACUUUUAUCCGCAUUCGCAGUGCCCUCUACUGGUCAACAUUAUUAUUAUUAUUAUUAUUAUUAUUAUUUUCCGGUUUUUUUUUCUUUUUUUUUUUCUACUGGUCAACAUUCAAACUGGACCCCAACCUGUCUAUA